CAAGUAUUUUCUUUAAAUAUACUUUUUGUUUGAAAGUAAUGUGUUCAAAAUUAGGAAGUUUGCAGCGAAAUUUUAAAACCAUAAAAUCUUUGAAAAGUUAUUCAUUUACAAACAAAUUAAAAUUGUGAAUGUAUAGGGAAUAUCUAUUCAGACCUUUACAUAAGAAAUAUAAAAAUUAUACCCCUAACAAAAUAUCAAGUAGGAAUAAUAUCAAUUACUACAACCUUUUAAACUCGAUUUUAUUUCGAUUAUAUCAGGGUAAACGUUUAAUAAGUUCUAUAUUUUGCUAACUACUUUAAUUGUGGAAUAUUAAAAUACCACACGAUUUGCCAUGCAAUAAUUUAUUUGCAGCAAAUAAUAUGUUAAUAUAUAUAUUUAUAUAUGCAAUUGAAUUUUAACUUUCAAACACUUUAUAUUAGCCAGUUUAAUGGUAAAAUGUUGGACCUAUAUUUUGUUUAGUAUUGAUCUUGCGCUCUUUUAAUCGUGUUAUUUUGUGUUUGAUAUACCUUGUCUUUUUUCUGCGUCUUUGUUUAACUAUAUAGAAUCAGAUGAGACGUGAGUAAGAUAUACGAAUGUUAAUAAGAGUUGUUUAAAAUUCCUUAAAAAAAUUGGAAAUGACUCGAAGGGAUGCUUUUAAUUUCUGUUGUGUUUUGUUAUGUUUAAUGGUUGCAGCAACUUUAUGGACAGGCCUGUGGAAUAAGAAUUACAAUAUUGACUGGAAGAAAAUGUACAUGGAAACAGGGUCAAAUAGCAAUGUCAGACAGGACAAAAACAUGCUGAUAAGUCAGAGAAAUGAUCUUGCAAAAUUGCUGAACAAGAAACAGCAAAUUAUCGGGCGAAUGAAAUGCAAGGAGUUAAACAGAACAAAAGUUGCGAAGGAGGAGACGACUGAUGCAGGCGGAUGGUGCCCCAUAGCCUCCAAAACGCAACAUUCAGGGUUUGACAAAAGUCUUGCUGCAGGAUUAGCCGAAUUCUUUCAAGGGAAAAACAUUGCAAGUUUUGGAGACGGACCAGGAAGAUUUAAAAGCGCAAUACUUGAAACAGGAUUAGUAAAAACAUAUGAUGCAUAUGAUGGGGCCCCUUUUUGUGAGAUAACAAGCAAUGGUCUCGUGCAAUUUCUUGACCUUUCGUUACCACAGUUUGGCUUACCCGUCUACGAUUGGAUAUUAUGUCUAGAAGUAGCCGAACACAUCCCUAAAGGUUAUGAGGAGGUUUUGAUAAGCAACAUAGUUCGACAUGCACGUGAAGGUGUCAUUUUGAGCUGGGCAAGGCCUGGACAAAAAGGUUAUUCUCAUAUCAACAACCAGUCUCCAGAAUACGUUAUUUCUUGCAUGGGAAGACUUGGAUUUGAACUUCAUACAAAAUUUACUGACCAAAUAAGAAGUAGAACUACACACAAAAAUCUUCAACGCAAUAUAAAUGUAUUUUUAGAAAAGAAACACAGUCAGUAGAUGACUUAUCAUAUAAUGCUUGAUUGAGAUGUUAUAAUAAAAAAGUCAAAUAUUUAAACAGGAUUAAAAGUCAACUGUAUUCUUAAGGAAACAGUUACCACACACAAACACUUUUAUAAAAUGAUAACAUUUGAAAUAAGUCUUAAAGUAACGUUGAAAUGAAUGAUUGCAGGGGUUUGUGCAACAAUAUUGAUAAUAAUAAUUUCACUUGCACUUCCAAUUUUAGUAUAACGUUUAUCAAAAUUCAUUAAUGUUUACAAAUGCUCUUAAAAUGUUAAUAAACGUUUAUUAACCAA
Messenger RNA from Ruditapes philippinarum (Manila clam), 1747 nucleotides. RefSeq lists its product as uncharacterized. The transcript is spliced from 4 exons. The record is from RefSeq and is a predicted model, not a curated record. Bases 615 to 1451 code for a protein of 278 amino acids. Lineage: Eukaryota; Metazoa; Mollusca; Bivalvia; Venerida; Veneridae.